AGGCAAACCGUCGAUCUUAAUUUGACAACAGUUCAUGGCUACACAUAGCAAAUUUGAUGUAAUGCCAAUUCAAAUAGUCAAUUGUGAUCGAUUGAGUUGCUUUGUGCACAAAAUCUAUUUCUCUCUCUCUCUCUCUCUCAAUCUUUUAAUUCACACCGGAUGUUCCGUUAUCUACAUUUUUCUCCCUUAUUAUCCCUCCUUACAUUUGAGCAUUUCGUGGCCAUGGCUUACUACUACUUAUACUCCACCAUACCCAAGAAACCUCUAACCUCAUUCUUCAUUUCCUCUCCCCAUAUCAUCUUCAAAUACUCUCUUCACAAAUUCGUUCCUUCUACAACUCCAUCACUUUUUCCCUCUCGCCACCGUUCCAAGUAUUGCACAUGGGUGUCAGCUGUUUCAUGUUCUGUAGCUGAGACAGAUGAACAACACCAUAUCGCAAGUAAUGGACUUGUACACAAAGAAUAUGCUGACCUUAAUCUCUCUGACUUAUUUUGUGAGGAUAUUGGCAAUCUUCGAAUAAGGCCGCAUGUCAACCCUCUGCGACGUGCUCUCAUGAUUCCUGCAGAAGUACCGAACUGGAAGGAGGUGUUCAGGGAUGCAACAUUGCCUCUGAUGGUGGAUAUUGGGAGUGGUAGUGGGAGAUUUCUUAUGUGGCUAGCUAAAAGAAAUUCUUCAUCCAAGAAUUUUCUGGGAUUGGAAAUUCGGCCUAAGUUGGUCACACGGGCUGAGUACUGGGUAAAUGAGCUGGGUCUGAAAAAUGUACAUUUCAUAUCUACCAACGCCAUGGUUUCCUUCCAACGACUUGUAUCUACAUAUCCUGGACCACUGAUGCUAGUUUCAAUCUUGUGUCCAGACCCUCACUUCAAGAAAAAACAUCAUAAAAGAAGAGUGGUGCAGAAGCCUUUGGUUGAAUCCAUUGUGAAUAAUUUAGCACACGGUGGACAGAUCUUUAUACAAUCUGAUGUGCUUGACGUGGCAGUUGACAUGAGGAAUUAUUUUGAUGACGUGUCUAAUAAACUUGUGCAUAUAGAUAGUGUUGAUCCAAGUUUACCUUGUGAUGGUGAUGGAUGGGUAUUGAACAACCCAAUGGGGAUAAGGACUGAGAGGGAGAUCCAUGCAGAAUUUGAAGGUUGCAAAAUAUACAGAAGGGUUUACCAAAAAGUUCAACAUUAAUUUUCUGGUCAUAACUUGCUGUUUGAGAGUAUUAUGGAUCACACAGUUUUGUUCUUAGUCUUCUCCAGACAUUAAAGUUUGUAAGAUCUUUGAAGUGUCCUUCAACACAUCUAUUUUUGUUGUGGCUGUGGUUGCUUGAUGGCAUAGUGAGGCCACUUCAAAAGGAAGGCAUAUAACUUAACAUCUCAUAUGAGCACUAGCUCUCUUUAUUUCUUUUUUUUUUCAGUCUGUGUUUGCACCAUGAAAUGUAUUGUUUUUAGUUGGUAUUAGAAGUGUUUUGGCUAACUGGGAAAAGAUACUGGUCAAGUUGUGAAAGUGAGGAAUAAGGGCAGACAGGUCAAUUCCCUGACAUUUUGAAAGGAAAGAAAAUGAUGGUUUCAAGGAAGGAGAUUUUAAGACUGCCAUCUUGUGGCAAAGAGCCUGUUCGAUGGCAUCUGCGCCCGAAGCCAAAAUGCUUUCAAUUAAAAACUAUAGACAUGUCUAGAAUUACAUUCGUAUUCAUUUCUGGUUUUGGUUAGAGAAUAUUGUGUUUGUGAUGAUUCGAGAAAGAGGCGGGAUAGUGGUAUCUUUCUUUUGACAUGCUUUGGGAGCUUUAUUUGUCAGCUUUGUGCGUUUAUGACCAACAAGCUUAAGGGCAUCCUAAACCGAACCCAUGGGGCGUCACAGUGUUGGCCUAUGGCUCUGAAAAGCCAAAAUUGCUAUAUUUUGCAUCAGAUUCUGUAAUGGAAUAAAAGGGAAUUGAGAUGUAUUCGUCCUUCCAAUUAAUCCUCAACUUUUUCCCUUUUCCUCUUCAGAAUAUGCUAAGGUCAAUUAUCACCCUUUGUUAAAAUUGUGCAACUUUCUAAUGAAAGUAUGCCACUUUUAUUUA
Nicotiana tabacum (common tobacco) is the source of this 2041-nucleotide messenger RNA. RefSeq lists its product as uncharacterized. Lineage: Eukaryota; Viridiplantae; Streptophyta; Magnoliopsida; Solanales; Solanaceae. The record is from RefSeq and is a predicted model, not a curated record. Gene Ontology annotation, molecular function: tRNA (guanine(46)-N7)-methyltransferase activity. Gene Ontology annotation, biological process: tRNA methylation; RNA (guanine-N7)-methylation. Gene Ontology annotation, cellular component: tRNA methyltransferase complex.